GGCCUGGAGGACCAGCUGCUGGGGAUCGUGGCUGCCAAGGAGAAACCCAAGCUGGAGGAGGAGAAGAGCGAGCUCAUCCUGGAGGGGGCUCGCAACAAGAAACUCCUCAAGGAGAUAGAGGACAAGAUCCUAGAAGUCUUGGCAACAUCUCAAGGCAACAUCCUGGAGGAUGAGACUGCCAUAGAGAUCCUGUCCUCCAGCAAGACCCUGAGUCAGGAGAUCAGUGAGAAACAGGAGGUGGCCUCACGGACAGAACGGGAGAUCGACGACACCAGGAACGGCUACAAACCUGUUGCCAAGCACUCCUCUGUCCUGUUCUUUGCCAUCUCGGACCUGGCCAACAUUGAGCCCAUGUACCAGUACAGCCUCACCUGGUUCAUCAACCUGUAUCUACAGUCCAUCAUAAACAGUGACCCAUCUCCUGUACUGGAGGAUAGAAUCACCAACCUCAACAACCACUUCACAUACAGCAUCUACCAGAACGUGUGCAGGUCCCUGUUUGAGAAAGACAAGCUUCUGUUCUCCUUCCUGCUGUCCAUUGGGCUGGCCAGGAUGGUCGAGGGUGCAGUAGAUGAAGAUGAGUGGAGGUUCCUCCUGACUGGAGGCGUUGCCCUUGACAACCCUUACCCCAACCCUGCUCCUGAUUGGUUGAAAGACAAGUCCUGGAAUGAGAUUGUGAGGUGUUCUGAUCUGACAGCCUUCCAAGGUUUUAUGCAGCAUUUCAAAUCCAACUUGGGAUCCUGGAAGAGCAUCUAUGACUCCAACUGUCCCCAUGAGGAAGAGCUGCCUGAACCCUGGAACAGUAAACUCAGCUUUCUGGAGAAGGCUAUUGUGUUACGGUGCAUCCGGCCAGACAAGGUUGUCCCAGUUGUUCAGAAGUUCAUCGUGACCAGGAUGGGCCAGGCCUAUGUUGAGCCCCCAACCUUUGACCUGUCCCUGAGCUAUGCCGACUCCAGCCACUUCUCUCCUCUGAUAUUUGUGCUGUCUCCUGGUGCAGACCCAAUGGCAGGACUCGUCAAGUUUGCUGAGGAGAAAGGAAUGGGAGGUUCCAGUCUGCAGACCAUCUCCCUCGGCCAGGGGCAAGGACCAAUCGCAGAGAAGAUGAUAGAGAAGGCUGUUGCUGAGGGGACCUGGGUCGUCCUUCAGAACUGUCACCUUGCAGUAAGCUGGCUACCAGAGCUGGAGAGAAUCUGUGAGGAAGUGAUCACAGAUCCUGAGAAGACAAAGCCAGAGUUCCGGCUAUGGCUGACGUCCUACCCCUCCCCAGCCUUCCCUGUCUCAGCUCUGCAGAAUGGCGUGAAGAUGACCAAUGAGCCACCCAAGGGUCUGAAGGCAAACCUGCUCAGGUCCUACCUGAAUGAUCCUAUCAGUGACCCAGACUUCUUCAAUGGAUGCAAUAAACCUAAGCAUUGGCAGAAGCUGCUGUUUGGUCUGUGCUUCUUCCAUGCACUAGUCCAGGAGCGGCGUAACUUUGGUCCCCUGGGAUGGAACAUUCCAUACGAGUUCAACGAGUCUGACCUCAGGAUCAGCGUCAAGCAACUCCAAAUGUUCCUCAACGACUACGACAAGGUUCCACUAGAUGCCCUGACGUAUCUGACCGGAGAAUGCAACUAUGGGGGUCGGGUGACUGACGAGCGUGACCGUCGCCUGCUCACCAGCAUACUGGCCAUCUUCUACUGCCCACAAAUCACCCAGGAUGAUGAGUACAAGUUAUCCCCCAGUGGCCUGUACUACGCACCUCAGCAAGGUAGCUACGACUCCUUUGUGGAGUAUGUGCGAGCGUUGCCAUGGACACCACACCCUGAGGUGUUUGGUCUCCACGAGAACGCAGACAUCUCCAAGGAGCAGCAGGAGACGCAGCAGCUGCUGGACGGGAUCCUGCUGACCCAGCCUCGACAGGCAGCAGGGGGAGGCAAGUCUGCAGAGGACCUCAUCCUGGAACUGGCCUCGGAUAUCCUCUCCAAGAUCCCUCCUAACUUCAACUUGGAGCAAGUGCAGACUAAGUACCCAGUCCGUUAUGAGGAGUCCAUGAACACCGUCCUGGUUCAGGAGCUGAUCCGGUUCAACCGCCUCAUCACGGUCAUCCGCACCAGUCUGCAGGACAUCCGCAAGGCCACGAACGGGCUGGUGGUCAUGUCGUCAGAACUGGAGGAUGUGUUUGACAGCAUGAUGGUGGGAAAGAUCCCAGCCAUGUGGGCUGCCAAGUCCUACCCAUCUCUCAAGCCACUCGGCAGCUACAUUGCUGACCUGAUAGCCAGGCUGCAGUUCUUCCAGGUGUGGAUAGAUGGCGGUCCUCCCCAUGUGUUCUGGUUAUCAGGGUUCUACUUCACCCACUCCUUCAUGACUGGGGCCAUCCAGAACUAUGCCAGGAAGUACAAGAUCCCCAUUGACCACCUGGCCUUUGAGUUCUUUGUUCAGAAGGAGGAGAAGAAGAUGCCAGGCAAACCGACUGAUGGAGUCUACGUGAGGGGCCUGUUCCUUGAGGGCGCACGUUGGGACCGACAAAAAGGACUUCUUGCAGAGUCUCUACCCAAAAUCCUUUACGACACCCUGCCAGUCAUAUGGCUCAAACCAGGAAA
Branchiostoma floridae (Florida lancelet) is the source of this 2579-nucleotide messenger RNA. RefSeq names its product dynein heavy chain 3, axonemal-like. The record is from RefSeq and is a predicted model, not a curated record. Gene Ontology annotation, molecular function: dynein light intermediate chain binding; minus-end-directed microtubule motor activity; dynein intermediate chain binding. Gene Ontology annotation, cellular component: dynein complex. Lineage: Eukaryota; Metazoa; Chordata; Leptocardii; Amphioxiformes; Branchiostomatidae. Gene Ontology annotation, biological process: microtubule-based movement.